AUGAGGACAAACCUCAACAUGGUCUGGCCAGGUUGUUCAGUGGUGGCGUCUGUAUUUGGCCUGGUGGUUGGGCAGGUUGGCUACCUGCCGCCCCGCUCCGCAAGGCAGGUGGGUUGGGUGCCCGCCUGCUACCUCCACUAUGCAAGUGGCAGCUUGCUCCACGACUACGACCAACCAAUAGGCGCAUACAAGUAUAUCCAGGAGCUAUGGAGGAAGAAACAAUCGGAUGUGAUGCGCUUUCUUCUGAGAGUCCGAUGCUGGCAGUAUCGCCAGCUCUCCGCGCUCUACAGGGCUCCCCGCUCCACAGGGCCGAACAAAGCGCGCAGACUCGUGUACAAGGCCAAGCAAGGUUAUGUCAUAAACAGGAUUCGUAUGCUUUGCGGUGGCCGCAAACACCCAGUGCCUAAGAGUGCGACGUAUGGCAAGCCAGUCCAUCAUGGUGUUAACCAGCUAAAGUUUGAUGGAAGGCUUCAGUCCGUUGCUGAGGAGCGAGCUGGACGCCCCUGUGGGUUUCUGAGAGUCCUGAAUUCUUACUGGGUUGGCAAAGAUUCCACAUACAAAUUUUUUGAGGUUAUCCUCAUUGAUCCUUUCCGUAAAACUAUCAGAAGAAAUCCUGACACCCAGUGGAUCACUAAACCAGUCCACAAGCACAGGGAGAUGCGCGGCCUAACAUCGAAGAGUCAUGGCCUUGGAAAGGACCACAAGUUCCACCACACUAUUGAUGGUUCUCAACGUGCAGCUUGGACAAGGCGCAAUACUCUCCAGCUCCACCGUUACCGCUAA
Molecule: messenger RNA, 783 nt
Organism: Sciurus carolinensis (gray squirrel)
Lineage: Eukaryota; Metazoa; Chordata; Mammalia; Rodentia; Sciuridae
Product: 60S ribosomal protein L15-like
Biological process (GO): cytoplasmic translation
Cellular component (GO): cytosolic large ribosomal subunit; ribosome
Molecular function (GO): RNA binding; structural constituent of ribosome
Source: RefSeq, a predicted model, not a curated record